AGCAGGUUUUAUACUGUCUAUGGAAAUGGGUGUACUUAUUGAAAAUAACUGGCAGUUAAGUUUAAAAUUUGAUAGUCCUUUGAGGAAUAGAAAACAUAAUCAUUAUUUUCAGUUUUGAAAAAUGUAGUAAUGUCUACAUUCAAAGUAGCUAUUUUAAAUUUUUUCUUGAUUAACACAUAAUUAAGCUACUUUCAUGUAGAGUUGCUGUUAAUGUUUGGCCUAAUUCACCCGAAAUUAUCGUGAAUUAAAUUAUUUCGACUUUGCGAUAACGCGGGCACAAAAUAUUUACUAAGGUGCCCGUAUCAAAUUAAGUCUGCAUGAUUGUUCGAUUUUUCAAGUACCUGUUUUAAUGCAAAUAUACAAUUUAUUUUAACUUACCUGACUCAUCCUCUUCAAGCAAAUGGCAAUAUAUUCAACUUUAAGUGAUGCUAUGAACUCCAAAGUAUACGAUUUGGUGCCGAAAUCUCUUACUGCCAAAAGUUUAAUCAGUUCUGGCAGUGCCAAUUCAAACUACAAACGACGUAAAAGCAAGAACAAGUCAGUCUAUAUCUCUAAUAAUCAUAUCCACUUGCGUUCCCUCACUGAAGAAAAAUCCGAAAAUAAGGUCUUAUCUUCCUUUCAACUAGCUGCGAAAUUGUAUAAAUCUAAUUCUGAUGAAUUCAAACCGGCGAAGAAAAUGAGUAAGAAGAGCAACAAAAAGUCUGUGUUGACUCUUCCUAAUGAGCCGGCUGUACUGCCUCAGUCUUGCACUGUAAGCGAUAUGAACGACACAGAAUAUUACAAACGUAUGCAAAAACCUAAUAAGGCGCAAAAAACGAAAAAACGCCAGCCUCAGAAGAAAAAUCCCAAGCCACCAGAUUACAACUGUGAAUAUUAUGACAGAGACGCAGACUACUGUUCCCAAAUGAACGUAUACCUAGAUUGUAGUUCUGUAGAUGUCGUUAAGAAUUUCAAAGGCGACUGCCGAAGAAAAGCAAGAGAUACUUAUAAUUCCAAAACCGAUGCACCGUCUCCAUCUGAUGUUUGGUCUGUGUUGAGGAAUAUGAAUAGAUUUCAAUUUUAUCCAUCUCCACCCAUGUCUGAUGACAGUAGCUACGAAAUAAAGCCGAGAAAAAAAGUAGUCAAGAAGAAACUUAAUAGAGGCGUUUAUGAGACGUGCCGAACCGAGCAGAUUUAUUUCCAGACUGAGCUUAAUGUUCCUAGAGAUGGCAGUCUUUCAGCGUCUUCUCAGAUAACUGUGAUUGACAACAAUGAUGAACUCAAUAAUUUUUGCAAAAAAGUGGAAAUUACGUCUUUUGAACAAAAUGUACCACUGGUUAAUACAAAGAAUAAGAUGCAAGAUUCACCAAAGACUAAUGGCAGAAGAAGUAGAAACUCCAAUUUUAAAUCUAGAACAAAGAAAAAUUCCGCAAGCAAAGAUACGCUCGUUGACCAAAAAUCUAAACUAUCUGAAGUAUCGAUGAAGUCAGAUCAGACAUUAAAUAGAGGUGAUGGCAGCUUUAAAGAAUCACAGACAAAACAUGUUUGUACGACAGAAGUGCAAACCGACGCGAAUAUUGAAAAAAAAGAAGUCGAUAAGCCGCAAAUAAGUCUCCACACUUGUUUACACAAUGCUGUUUCCAACACUGGGACUAUGAGCGGUGAUAUACCGAAACAAAUUAUGAAUAGGCGUCAGGAUAUGAAGAUGCCUCUCCGACGUCCUUUACCAAGUCGGGUACCCUGGACUAGCACUCAACCGCGUCCCAAUAUCCCACCGGGACGCCCCUUAACAAAUGAUUCUUCUAAUGUUAUACUCAGUCCACCUCAUGGCUUAACGUUUUCCAAACUACAAGACAGCCCUAGAGUUCCUUACCAAGCCACAGCGGAUCCAAUGCACCCGUUAACUCAAACCGCCAUACGCAGAAUUGUAGCCAAAAUCAAAUUCCCUUUAGUUAUUUUGGGAAAAGAUCAGGUCAGUGGCACAUUUGAAGUAGAGCAUUACGAUUACCCACAAUUCAAUGGGUUAGAUGAACAUGUGUGGCCUUUUAUGAUCAAUUGGAUGGAGAAACCUAAAUUAUUUGAAUUUGAGAUGGCGGCGCAAUCUAAAAAGCAAACUUUCAAGGACAAAGGGCCCAUUUCAACCAAUAUUGAUUGUACAGUUCGCAACAAAAAGAAACAGAUGGGUGCAUCUCUCAGUAACGUUGAAUCUAAACAGAGUAGUGUCGCCAAAACGAAACCAGUAUCCCGAUUCCGAGAUAACAUAUUGAAGCUUCUGUAUAGGAAGACUUCUAAUCAAAAGAUGGGUAAUGAUAUCUUACCUACACGUGUCCAGCGGAACGCGAAUGUGAACCAGUUACCAAUCAGAAAUACUAACAUUGGUUCAAGCAAAUGUAGGACAUUGAGCAUAGUCAUCAGCAAUAGCUCCAUAGCACAAUCUCGAGCAAGAAGUCCACCUCGAGCGAGGAGUCCACCUCUAGCGAGGAGUCCACCUCGAGCGAGGAGUCCACCUCGAGCGAGGAGUCCCCCUCGAACGAAGAGUCCGCCUCAAACGAAGAGUCCGCCUCAAACGAAGAGUCCGCCUCGGACGAAGAGUCCAUCUCGAACGAAGAGUCCAGUGAGAACAGUAAAACCAAGUUUUUCAACAUCACCCCCACCACCGACAUCGCCGUCCAAAAUUUUAAUACCACCGAAAAAACGUGAACCUCAAAGAAUUUGGGGCAAACCCAAAUGGGCGAGUGAUUUCAUUGAAAAUGUAAUUAAUAAGAUUAAAUGUGGGAUAUAUUAUACUAGCGAACCGCAAACAAAGAAUUCAAAGAUGCCUGCACCUCCUCAGAAUCGCACAAGCGAUACUAGUGACUUAAAACAUAAUGCAAAGGAAGUUUCCAUUCAGGUGACCAUGCCCAUAAUUACAGAAGAUUUCACACCAAAAGUGACUAUACAAAAGAAAAAGGAACUUACUGUAAUGUUGCCUGGAUUUGAUGAUGCUAUGCCACCACUGGAAAUAAAAUCGAUGACUCGGAACUUAAUCGCAGUGAAGCAUUGCAUUAUGAAUGUUUUGCUACAAUUUGACGUAAACGUACCACCAGAAGCAGACCAAAGCGCACUCGCCAUCAAGCGUUCUACUUCUUGCGUACCUCUUUCCGCAACAGAGAGCAGGACAAAAGUAUUUAAAUGUAAAACUAGAAUCCUUAAUGCUGCAUUGCCUGCUGAACUUUGCAGCAUUAUACCGAGAGUGAUGACGCAAUUUUUAGAUAAAGAAAUGCGACCGCCCCUAGCAUUACAAGAACCAAAGAGAAAUAUAUCUCUAAGCACCAUAUCUGAAUACACGACGACAUCUGACAUCCAGGAGCCAUGCAAAUUUCCAUUGUUGCCUCAAAUAACAAUGUCUCCAGAGCUGAUGAGAUUAAGUAACGGGAGAUUCUCGAAAAAUCCAAAGUCGUGGGCAGAAAAAUCAAAUGAAAACAUUUACAUUCUUUCAAUAAAGGAAUAUCCAUAUCAGUAUCGUAACAUAGUAGGAAUAUUGUCACCGCAUACGUCACUAUACCGACAAGCCUUCAUUGUACAUCCGAGUCGUGCGUUGGUACUGAAUUCAACCAAUACUCAAUGUAAUUCAUCGAGUCAGCCAAGUCUAAAUACUGUAUCUAAACCUAAUUUAUGCACAGAUUUAGUUCCGUAUACGGGUAAUAAACUAUCAUAUUAUGGUGGAUGCAUAGUACAAAAUACACCACCGAUAGCGUUAAAAGAACUCUUUAAUAAAAUGUUACAAGUAAAUACAAAUUCUCUCUCGGAGUAUUUACCUACCAUCAAGAUGCAAACCUGUAAUAAUCAUGUCUACGUGAACUUGACUAUUGGCAACCAUUUGGGAAUAAAUCCUUCUUUAUGCAUCGACACUACACAUUUUAAAUAUAAUACGCUAAGCAUUGUUACGACAGUUUCAUCUACUGCUGUUGUGAAAUAUGAACGUCCUGAGAAACAAAUUGAAUACAUAAAACUUGCGGAGAUAAAAGAAUCUAACAGGACAGAAACAAGAAAACCGGUACCGAAUAUAGGAAUGACUAAAAUUACAAAGAAAGGUCACGUGAGAUACGUGAAACUUUACAAGAAAUGCAAAUCCACUUCACACAUUGUAGCGGAACGAAGAAGCACGCCUUUGAUUAAAGUGACGAAUUUGGACGAAUUCUUUCAAGCAAUGGGCGCCGGGAAACUGUUAUCCAGUGUUUUUGAUGGCAGUUGUGAGAAGAAAAUUCUGGCGUUCAUUUCUGACUUGAAAACUUACAUUUCGGGAAUAACACCGAGACAAGCUUUACUAGUCAUGUUACUGGCAAACAAGAAAGAUACGUCCAAUUUAAUAAGAUUUCGACCCGUAAUACUGCAGGGCAUAGCGGUCCAUAGGAUCACACGAGCUAGCGAGUUGGAUAUGGAAGUCGAGGUCAUUGAAAAGGAGAAGUUCAAUAGAAUGCCGGAGUAUCUGGACGUCCCUCCCAUAAUAGAAAGUCAGGAAAAUAACGCCAAUCUUUUGGAAGAAUUGAUUUGGAUAGCGAAAACUACUGCAUCGGAUUAUCAGAGACAGUUCGACGAAACCUCUGAAAAGUUGCUCAAGGCGCUGUUAGAGAAGAGAAAAAGGUUGAACCCAUCAUACUUGCGGGUGAUGGCUCGCUACGUCGGCCUCGGGCUUCUGAAAACUCCAGUGAAUCACUAGUCUCUGACUCUGGGCAGUUUGGAAUUCACUUUGCUUUGAAAUUGUUUGUGAACGUCUGUUUCGUCAUGUAAAUUAUUUUGUGGUAUUGUCUAUUUAUCAUUAAAUUAUUAGGUUCGA
Messenger RNA from Cydia pomonella (codling moth), 4795 nucleotides. RefSeq lists its product as uncharacterized. The record is from RefSeq and is a predicted model, not a curated record. The transcript is spliced from 9 exons. The coding region runs from base 401 to 4678 and encodes 1425 amino acids. NCBI's taxonomy places the organism in Eukaryota, Metazoa, Arthropoda, Insecta, Lepidoptera, Tortricidae.